Messenger RNA from Talaromyces amestolkiae, 1536 nucleotides. RefSeq lists its product as uncharacterized. NCBI's taxonomy places the organism in Eukaryota, Fungi, Ascomycota, Eurotiomycetes, Eurotiales, Trichocomaceae. Gene Ontology annotation, molecular function: RNA binding; pseudouridine synthase activity. Gene Ontology annotation, biological process: pseudouridine synthesis. Bases 1 to 1536 code for a protein of 511 amino acids. The record is from RefSeq and is a predicted model, not a curated record. The transcript has 2 exons.
AUGGCUAAAAAAGGGAAACAAACCACCAAGCCCACUGAAGACAUUAGCGCAUGGCCGGUCAACAACCCCGACCGCUAUUACUUUGAGGGCGGUCUUCGAAGGGUCAAGCCAUAUCACCAUACCUACAACACCUACUGCAAGGAGCGAUGGCGGGGUAGGACGUUGUAUGACAUUUUCACGUCCGAAUUCAGAGAUCGCACGCCAGAGUAUUAUAAACAAGCUAUUGAAGAAGGCCGCGUCCUCGUCGGCGGAAAAGUCGCGAACCUCGAUACUAUCGUCCCCAACGGCGCAAUCGUCUCGCAUUCCACCCACCGACACGAACCGCCCGUGAGCUCUCGUCCCAUUGGAAUAAUCCACGAAGAUGAUGACAUGAUCGUAAUCGACAAGCCCGCUGGAAUUCCCGUUCACGGCGCAGGCCGAUACCACUUCAAUACCAUCCUCGAAAUCAUGAAAGCUGACCGGCCCGGUUUCAAACCUCUUCCAUGCAAUCGACUGGACAGGCUGACAUCUGGCGUAAUGUUUAUCAGCAAGAAUCCCAAAGCCGCAGAAAAGUUUGCCGUUCAACUUAAGUCGCGCACUUUGCAAAAGGAGUAUGUAGCGAGAGUCGGCGGGCGGUUCCCUGAUGGCGUUGUGCUCUGCGACCAACCCAUCAUGUCGGUUAGUCCCAAGCUGGGCUUGAACAGGGUUCGUGCUACAGGCAAGGAAGCCAGGACAAAGUUUCGUCGCAUAGCCUACUACCCAGCUUCAGCAAAGACUGAUGCCGAAAUUGCGUCAAAAAACGGUGAUCUMCCUGCCACGCCACCAGCUACAGCCUCCGAGGACGAAGGCUACAGUAUCGUGCACUGUCUCCCUCUGACAGGCCGUACGCACCAAAUUCGCGUCCACCUUCAAUUUCUAGGAUAUCCCAUCUCCAAUGACCCCAUCUACUCCAACAGGCGCGUCUUCGGACCCAGUCUGGGCAAACACGAUGACAGCGCCGAGAACGACGGUGAGAUCAUCGAUCGACUCUCCAACAUGGGCAAGACAGAAUUAGCAGAGACAACCGCUUAUCGUACCCAUCUCACAUGCCCGCCCGUUGUAGCGCCGGACACAGAUCCGCAGGUGAUCGAGGCAAUCAUGUUCCGUGAACAUGAAGCUGCUGUAGACGCCUAUCACAAGCGCAAGGGCGAGCGUCUUUCUGGUGAAAUUUGCGAGGAAUGUGAUGCGCCGCUCUACACAGACCCCGGUGUUCAUGAACUUGGCAUUUUCCUGCAUGCAGCUAGGUAUGCAGAUAAUGAAGGGACAUGGAAAUAUAAAAGUGCCCUACCAACAUGGGCUUUCCCACCGGAAGGUUUGGAGGGACCAACUUCGAUACCUGAUUGGCGUGAGCCUAGCGAAGGCGAGGAAUUGAUAAUCAAUAAUGGAUUUGCGGGACCUAGUCCUGAUGGUGGUCAGGACGUUGAGACCAAGGAAGAUGAUGUCCUGGCCCUUGUGCGCGGAGUCGGAAUGGUCAAUCUUUCACAAAAGUUGAGGGAUGGCCAGGAUCUGACAGCCUAA